Molecule: messenger RNA, 1904 nt
Organism: Salvia miltiorrhiza (redroot sage)
Lineage: Eukaryota; Viridiplantae; Streptophyta; Magnoliopsida; Lamiales; Lamiaceae
Product: probable LRR receptor-like serine/threonine-protein kinase At1g05700
Exons: 8
Coding region: 126-1709 (527 amino acids)
Source: RefSeq, a predicted model, not a curated record
UAAUUGAUUUUCGAGGACAACGAUCCUAUUCCGAAAUAAUAAAGAAAAAAAAUUCUGAUUUCUCUACUAUAAAUUGACUUCAAAAAUUGUGAAGAGUAAUUCGAUCGAAUUCAUCCAAUCCAAGCAUGGCUAAACUGCCACUAAUCUCGUGCCUCCUCUUAUCUCUCUGCAGUUUAUCUCUAUCAGCAAACGUUUUCAUCAGCAUCGACUGCGGCUCAUCGGCGUCGUACAGGGACGAGAACGGAAUCUCAUGGACCGGCGACGACGAGUACGUCCGCACGGGCGAGUCCCGCUCCGUGCAGCCGUCGAGCUCCUACAGCCGCGUGGCGGACACGCUGCGCGUGUUCCGGAACCAGACCAAGCACUGCUACGAGAUCGGCGGCGUGAAGCAGGGGCGCGUGCUGGUACGCGCCACCUUCUUCUACGGGAACUACGACGGCCGGAACUCGCCCCCGGUCUUCGACCUGCUGUUCGACGGCUACUACUGGGGCUGGGUGAACAACACGGGGCCCACGCCCUCCCGCCACGAGGUCGUCUACACGACGACGAAGCCGUCGAUCAGCGUUUGCGUCUCGCAGGAUUACGAAGGCCAGUUUCCGUACAUAAACGCUAUCGAAGUGAGGAGUUUGGAGCCGUCUAUGUAUGGUGCUCUGGGUGUUUACAGGGACAGUUACUCCUUGUUCACGAGGAAGAGGGUGGCUUUUGGUACUAAUGCAACCAUCAGGUUUCCAGAGGAUCCCUACGACAGACUAUGGAGGCCCGAUCCAUUCAUGAAUGGAUCGGUCCAAGUUACAAGCGACGCCCGUCUCAGCGGCGGGAUCGUACUGGCGGAUAGACCGCCGCGUGCAGUGUUGAAAAAUGCGGUUACUGGCCCCACACUCAAUUCAACCAUAGACUUUAACCUCGCGUUAUCCACUUCUAUCAAUUCUUCCGUCUACAUAAAUUGGUACUUCUCCGAGGUUACUCGCCUCGGCCCCAACCAAACUCGAUCCUUCGCCUUCUACCUGGACAACGUCAACAUCUCCAAACCCUUCUCACCACCUUAUGAUAAUUGCACGGAGAUGUUAAUCAACAACAUUUCAAUUUCGGGAAACACCACCAUUUCUCUUGUCGCGGCCGCAAACUCCACGCUUCCGCCCCUCGUCAAUGCCAUGGAAGUGUUUAUCCUCGGACGUUUUCCACUCAACAAUGGCACUGACGAGAAAGACGUUGAAGGGUUAGCUUCGCUGCAAAAAGCGUUCAUUUCUUUGCGAAAUUGGAGCGGCGAUCCUUGUCUUCCCAAAUAUUAUAACUGGGAUUGGAUCAAAUGCUAUGGUGAUAGAGUGCAAACACUGCUUCUUGGUGGCUUCGGGCUUUCGGGGUUGCUUCCAGAUUUCACUUCCAUGGAUGCUCUUACUACAAUAAAUCUUUCAAACAACAGCUUACGAGGGAAUAUUCCUGAUUUUCUUGGCUCGUUGCCGAAUCUGCAAAUAUUGAAUCUUGAGAAUAACCAAUUCAACGGUACCAUUCCAGCCUCAUUAUUAGCCAAAAAGGGCCUAAUUUUACGGGUAAGUGGAAAUCCAGAGCUGUGUACAUCAAACUCAUCGUGCCCGACUCCGACGACGACGACAAGUCUGCCGAAGAAGAACUCUUCCGUCGGAAAGAGGAAGAACAUUCUAGAAAUUAUCUUCGCCACCAUAAUUUCAUCCAUUAUCGUAUUAUUGAGUUAAUAGAAGAAUGUGAUAUAAAUAGUUUAAUUUCUUUUGUAUAUUUUGUAAUUCAAACAAAUCUACUGAUUAAUUUUCUGUAAUUAAUUCAGUACAAUUAAUAAAAUGAAUUGCCACCCAGAGAUGGUGUGCCGUGUGCGACUAUGUAAUGUGUAUAAUUAUUUUUAUGUUAUAAAACGAAGAUCUUGGUUUUAUUUA